Parnassius mnemosyne (clouded apollo) is the source of this 1200-nucleotide messenger RNA. NCBI's taxonomy places the organism in Eukaryota, Metazoa, Arthropoda, Insecta, Lepidoptera, Papilionidae. The record is from the annotation of a GenBank genome assembly.
AUGGCGACCCUAAUUCGUACGACAUUUGUUAAAAUUUUAUCUCCUGCUCAAGGCGGUAAAAUAGCAGUAUGCGGCCUUAUACAGAACAGGAGUAUAAUGGGCAAGGCUCUCCGUGAAUCUCUGCCACCGCCGCCUCCUAAACCAGCACCCUUUGAUUAUGUCAAUAAGGACUAUACUUGGAUAAGAAGCCUCUUUGAUCGAACUACUCAUAGGUUUGAUGAAAAUACCAAGGUGAUCAUAGUUGAAGGACCCGUAGCUGCAUCGAAGACGGAGUUCGCGAAAUGUCUUGCUGCGGACCUGGGUAUGAAACAUUACCCAGAAGCCAAUAUGGACAUCCAUUACAUCAGGCCCAAUGGCUGUGACCUGCGCAUGUUCGAUUCCCAAAUUCCAGAGGAUACCAGAACUUUUGAUCAUGUUGACUUUAACCGUAACCCAAAUCAUCGCCUGGCAGGCAAUUUCCAAAUCAUGAUGUACACAGCACGGUACCAACAGUAUAUUGAUGCUUUGGCCCAUUUACUUAACACUGGCCAGGGUGUGGUGCUAGAGAGGUCUCCUUAUUCUGACUUUGUCUUUCUUGAGGCCAUGUUCCAUCAAAAGUACAUAAGUAAGGGAGUUCGUUCUGUUUAUUAUGAACUAAGGAAUAACACCAUAGAAGAGUUGAUGAGACCUCAUUUGGUUAUAUACCUUGAUGUUCCUGUCCCAAAGGUAAUGGAAGCGAUUAAGUGCCGCAAUUUGGAACAUGAGGUGAACGGUAAAGCUCUGACCCCAGAGUUUCUGACAGAGGUUGAACGUCAGUAUAAGACAAAGUAUCUACGUGAUAUCUCCACCCAUGCUGAGCUAUUGGUGUAUGACUGGAGUGGUGGUGGUGAGGUUGAAGUGGUUGUAGAGGACAUUGAGCGCCUGAACUUUGAACAGUACACGGAGCGCGAAGAACCCAAGAUGAAAGAUUGGAGGAUUCCUCGUGAAGCUGAGUGGGCGGACCAGAGAAAGCUGUACACCAACAGCAAGCACUACCUCAUGAACCUGUUCGGAAUUCCACGUCUCGACGUACCGGAGCUGAUUACCAGUGCUGAAGACGCUUAUGCGAGGGAGCAGGUUAUCUAUGGGCAUCCCGAAUUUGAAUUCAUGGAAGGUUACACCAAGAAAGAAUCUGGACUUUUUACCAAGAACAAGAUCCCCAAGUACUAUGAAUAUGUUUAG